AUGGCUAAAAGGGUUCAACAAAUAGCUAGUCAUUUAACAGGAUACAGCAAUCCUUGUGUUGCUCGAAUUGGUCAGAAAAGUCCUGAAGAUGUUGUCAUAGUAACUGCAGUUCGUACCCCUUUGACAAAGGCAAAAAAAGGUGGUUUCAAGGAUACUCUUCCCGAAGAAUUGUUGGCAGCUGUUUUUAAAGCUAUUCUUGAUAAGUCGAAAAUUGAUCCUAAAUCCAUUGAAGACAUCGCGGUUGGAAACGUACUUCCAGCUGGUGGGGGUGCUACUGUUGCUCGUGCUGCUGCGUUAUAUGCUGGCAUCCCGAAUACUAGUGCCUUAAAUACCGUUAAUAGGCAAUGUUCUUCUGGUUUGCAAGCAACUGUACAAAUUGCACAUGAAAUUGCGCUUGAUCAAAUCGAAAUAGGAAUUGUUGAAAGUAUGACUUUUGGAUAUGGUGCUGGUGUCAUGCCUGAACAAACAUCAGAAGUUGUAUUCUCGAAUCAAGAGGCAGCCGAUUGUUUAUUACCUAUGGGAAUUACUUCCGAAAAUGUAGCAAAGAAAUUUGGAGUAAGCCGUCAAAAGCAAGAUUCUUUUUCAGCUUUAUCUCACAAAAAAGCAGCUGCCGCUCAAGCCGCUGGACUCUUUAAGGAAGAAAUCAUUCCCGUGAAGACCAAAUGGGUUGAUCCUAAAACGGAAGAAGAAAAAACUAUUGUUGUUUCUGAAGAUGAUGGUAUUCGAAAGAGUACUACUGUUGAAGGUUUGGCAAAAUUGAAACCUGCAUUUGCGAAAGAUGGUACUACUACUGCUGGUAGUUCCUCUCAAGUUUCAGAUGGUGCAGCUGCUGUUUUGCUUAUGAAAAGAAAGAAAGCCGAAAAACUUGGAUUACCAAUUCUUGGUAAAUUUAUUCGUGCCAGUGUUGUUGGUGUUCCUCCAAAUGUCAUGGGUAUCGGUCCCGCUUAUGCUAUUCCAAGUGUUCUCAAACAAGUUGGUCUCGGAAUCAAUGAUAUUGAUAUUUAUGAAAUUAAUGAAGCUUUUGCUUCUCAAGCCGUUUAUUGUGUUGAGAAAUUGGGUAUUGAUAUAAAUAAAGUUAAUCCAAAAGGUGGAGCUAUAGCAAUUGGACAUCCUCUUGGAUGCACAGGUGCUCGUCAAAUUUCUACACUCUUAUAUGAAUUGAGAAGAACAAAUAAGAAACUUGGUGUUAUUUCUAUGUGUGUCGGUUCUGGUAUGGGUAUGGCAGCAGUUUUUGAAGCUGAAAAGUAA
Molecule: messenger RNA, 1248 nt
Organism: Diversispora eburnea
Lineage: Eukaryota; Fungi; Glomeromycota; Glomeromycetes; Diversisporales; Diversisporaceae
Source: the annotation of a GenBank genome assembly